CGUACAUUGUACUGUCUGCCCCAUUCGACUGUCACAGAUAUGGCGUUACGGGAGUUAUCAUCGCUGGAGAAAUAUUUAGGACUUAAAAAGCCGAACAAGUACAGUACUCAAGGAGAAAAGAAGGUACCUGUGUUACAGAAUAAUAAUGGCCCCCCACUGGUGGGGCUGGUGACAAUUGCGUGUUACCUGGUGAAAGAGGCCAAGCGCCCAGAGCUGUUGGGUGACACUGCAGAGAGCAGGGCUGUGGUGCAGCAGUGGCUGGAGUACAGGGUCACCAAGCUUAAUGGCUGCACAAAGGAUGAUAUCAGGACCAUCCUUAAGGACCUCAACCUCUACCUGCAAGACAAGGCUUACCUAGCCGAAAACCAGCUCACAUUAUCCGAUAUUCUCGUCUACUAUGGAAUUCAACCUCUAAUAGUGGACUUAGCCAUCCAGGAGAAGGAACAGUAUGUGAAUGUGACGCGGUGGUUCGACCACAUCCAGCAUUACCCUGGUGUCCGACGCCACCUCUCUCCAGUAGUUGUGCUCAGGAACAGAAUUUAUAGCACUAGGCAUCACUGAGACUUGAUCAGACCCAACCCAGGCUGACCCAGCCCGUCGCAACUCUGUCCUUUUGACCGGUCCCUGGCAAAUUAUUUUCUAAAAUGCAAGAGUGUAUUCCAUCAUUGUUACAAGUUGAGGAUGUUUCCCCAGUUAUUUCUAGCUGUCUUUUUUUUUUUUUUUUUUUUUUAGUUUUUUGGGUCAUGAUUCCUGCCUUUAUGUCUUUUUCUUGUGAUAUUUCUGAACUCUGUUAGCUCUUUUAAAACGUAUUUAUCCAGGGAGGUCUGUUUGAGGUACAGAAAUUCUAUUAAGGGAAUACUUGGUAAUAAAAAUGUAGCUUGGUUCAUAAUCUUACAAAAAAUGUCAGUGUUUUUAAUAAUUUGGGAGUGGAAUAAGUUGGGAGUAGAAGCAAGAAGAAUCUCUUAACCAAUUAUUUAAUCAUGCUAACACUAUUUAUAAGAACUUUGUUGUCCUCGGUAGUGAGGGAGCAAUGAUGUGACACAGUUGGUGUUUUUUGUUGGCAAAUUUUGCGGGACUUUGGAACCCUACAGUUCUAUGUUUGUUUUCUAAGGGAAGGCUGUACAUUUCACAGUGAAGUGAAAAGCAAAUACUAUUAGCAGGUAAAUCUUGUGCAUCUGAGCACUGAGAAUGCAAUUAGAAGUAUUACAGGUUCCAAGAAGACUUUAACUAGUUGUGCAUCAUGUCCUUAGGAAAAGCAUCUUCCUUCAUCUUACUUCAACAGUUUGUCCGAAUAAAUGUGGUGGUUGGUUCAAUACCAUAACCCCAUAAUGACCACAGCAAGUACUGAGUCCACAAUUCUCUGCCAUCUCUCUGCCCUGAUGAAUCUAAUCAGUCACCCUAUCAGGACUGUGGUGUUUUUAUUUUUUGUUAGGAUUUUAUGUCUGUCACAACUCCAACUCACAGCCAUUUCUCUGGACAGUUUAGUUUCUCUUUUUGUGUGUGUGUGUGUUCCUGAUUACAUACCGCUCUCUGUACCACAUCCUCACCAGCUGUGUGGGCAGUAGUGAGCAGUUGAGCAUCAGCCGCAGAGUCAGAGAUCAGAGUGAGGUUCCAAUCAGUCCCACUACCACCACUGUUGAUGCUGCAGGCCAGAGAGAGGGCAGCGGGCUCACCAGCUGCCACACAGAUCCAGCCAGCCAAGGCCAGAACCCAGGCCCCUGGGCGACAGUCAGCCACUGUGUGUCAUUUCAACCCUUACGCUCCCAUGGGGCUACUGGAGAGAGAGGGAGGGAGGCCACACAGAGAGAAAAAGAGCACCCAGAGGCCGAGGGAUCUUUUGGUGACAUGUGAACAAUGAUCCGUGGCUCCGAAAGCCUUACUGUUGCUGGCUCAGUGUUUGCUGUUAGCAUCAUUAACAGGUCAAGUUACGGCAGGAGAAUCUGUAAAGUAAUGUGAAGGUAGUUAGACAAAGGAAAAAGAGUUCUGAUUAGAGAAAUAACUCUUAUUGGAAUCUUAGUUCCAUUGCUUUUGCAGAUAAAUCAAACUUUUACAAGAAACAUACUGACUAAAAUCAUUGAGCACAAAAAUUGACAUUGCUAGUCUAAGGAUAUUUCUUGGCGGGUUUUGUUUUUGCGUCAGUGUUUGUUAUUCUUUACUGUCUUCCUCUUUUUAAGUGCUCCCACUUCAGCCAGGCUCUACAUAUCGCUGCGUCUGUUUCUUACAGCAGCAGUGAUUUCAUUAUCUGUUGUAUGAUGUUCAUCCUGUGCCAGUAAAUCAAAGGGAUAUGCAACUCAUGACCCCUGAUUUUUCGCAUCUCUUUCAGUUUACUUUUUGUAUUCUCCAAGAAUUUGGUUUGUGUAUAAACCAGCCAGAAGACAGAGUUAUUGUUCAAUGAACUUCCGUAAGACAGCUCGCUUGUGUGUUUGUGGCAAGUGUUAAGAAGAAGAUGUGAAAGAUAAAAACAGCUUGGAGUCAACUGAGAGAGGCUUGUGACUAGUUGGAACAGUAUAUGGUGUGGUCUAUCAUUAAAGAAGCCCUUGUCCUCUUGAUUAUGUAAACAUUCAGU
Messenger RNA from Toxotes jaculatrix (banded archerfish), 2566 nucleotides. It is a transcript of the gene eef1e1, whose product is annotated as eukaryotic translation elongation factor 1 epsilon 1. The record is from RefSeq and is a predicted model, not a curated record. Gene Ontology annotation, cellular component: nucleus; aminoacyl-tRNA synthetase multienzyme complex; cytoplasm. The transcript is spliced from 4 exons. NCBI's taxonomy places the organism in Eukaryota, Metazoa, Chordata, Actinopteri, Toxotidae. Gene Ontology annotation, biological process: positive regulation of DNA damage response, signal transduction by p53 class mediator. The coding region runs from base 40 to 561 and encodes 173 amino acids.